Molecule: messenger RNA, 1091 nt
Organism: Dermochelys coriacea (leatherback sea turtle)
Lineage: Eukaryota; Metazoa; Chordata; Testudines; Dermochelyidae
Exons: 5
Coding region: 1-615 (204 amino acids)
Molecular function (GO): biotin binding
Source: RefSeq, a predicted model, not a curated record
AUGCCGGGAUAUGCCCGCAAGAGGACAGCUGGAGUGCAAACUAAAGAGGACUUGCUUGACCUAAUUGUAUUGGAGCUACUCUAUGAACAGUGCCCUUCUGACCUGAGGCUACGGUUGGUGGACAAAAAGCUAGAGAACCCACAGCACGCAGGGCAGCUGGAUGACGAGUUUAUGAACACCAAAGCCGGCGAGCAGCACUACACCCUGACCUCGGGGAGGCUGCUUUGCCAGGAAGAUGAAAAUGUCACAGAGGGAAAGAAACACACAGAGGAGGAGAGAGCCACAAAGGAAACAAAACCCAGGCCUGGACCGACCCCUGGGCAGCAAGGGCAAGCAGCAAACAGCAAGUGCAUCCUGACUGGCUUGUGGAGGAACGAGCUGGGCUCCGAGAUGCAGAUACAGCAAGUGAAUGGGGAUGGCACCUUCUCUGGUGAGUACCACACGGCCGUGUCGCUCGCUUCGAGACCCAUCCAACCUGCAUCCCUCAACGGGUCCCAGCACUUCGAUGAGGAAGGGCAGCCGACGUUCGGCUUCACGGUCAACUGGAAGCGCUUCUCAGGGUCGGCACAAAUGUUUUCACCCGGAUCAAGAAGUAAAAGACUGGAGAAUCCAUGAGGAGCGACCUGUGACCAGUGACCCCAGCAGCACCGUGACCACACUCUGCAGCCCCAGGGUUCCUGAGCCCCCGUCCAGGAUUGUUCUGGGCUCUCUCGAGAGCAUCUCGCCCGGCCUCAGAGCUGUUUACUGGGCUGCAGAAUCGUCCGUCUCUGUCUCCACCCCUUGCUCUCCGGUGACCCUCCCAGAAUCGCUGUCUGCAGCCCCCCUAUGCUGCAGUUUAGUUCCUUUCCCAGUAAAGCUCUAGUGCGGGAGGCAAAUGAGUCUCUGGUGGUUUUAUCGCUUUUGGCCGUUGGGGUGAAGCUGUUGCUGAGCCGUGAUUCCCACCUGCCCCUCCCUGGAUUCCCCAGGAGGUGCCGGAUUCUGUCCCGUUAGCCGGGCCCUUCCUGGGACACCCCUUGGCAGGUUCAUCUCCCUGGUUUGCUCCUUUGCUCCCUGAACAUUCAAUAACAGAUUUAAAAGUAGCCAUCCUGCAA